This is a messenger RNA of Colletotrichum paranaense, 246 nucleotides long. RefSeq lists its product as uncharacterized. Bases 1 to 246 code for a protein of 81 amino acids. The record is from RefSeq and is a predicted model, not a curated record. NCBI's taxonomy places the organism in Eukaryota, Fungi, Ascomycota, Sordariomycetes, Glomerellales, Glomerellaceae. The transcript has a single exon.
AUGAAGCUGCGCCCAAUGUCUCUAAAUCGAGGUAAGGUAUGUACGAGGGCGGCCUCUCUUCAUCUCCGUUUACUCCUAUUCACUCUAUCGCUCUUCCACGUCUCUCAUCCUUCCUAUUCAACAGUCUACAACACCUUUCCCCAUGUCUCGGCUCUCGAGGCGUCACAGCAGACACACACACACAUGCGUAUCCAAGGAUCCCCAAGUCCCAAAAACGACGCUACGCCCAAAGCUUGGCACGGGUGA